CCUCGCUGCUCCAUCUUUCACUACCACAACCAUCCCUCCACUCGAUAGGUAGCGCCUCUGCGCUACUAACCGCACCCACCAUGGACUACGAGAUGGAUAUUGAGCCCACCGGGCCCCAAGUCACUGUCCGCGAAGCCGAACCUACCCGCGUUGACUUCAAACUCACCUCCGUCGACCUCGCCUUCGCCAACUCCCUCCGCCGAGUAAUGCUCGCCGAAAUCCCCACGAUGGCCAUCGAUCUCGUUGAAGUGGAAAAGAACACCUCCGUACUGCCCGACGAAUUUCUCGCCCACCGUCUAGGCCUUAUUCCCCUGAUCAGCAAAAACUGCGACCAAGACGUCGAGUACACGCGCGACUGCGAAUGCGAGGACCACUGCGCGCGCUGCUCUGUAACCCUGUCGCUGCAUGCGCGGUGCACAGGCGACGAUAUUAUGCGGGUGUAUGCGCGCGAUCUCGUGGUUUCAGGAGAACGGGCGAACGAGUGGGUGGGAAACCCGGUGAUUUUGGAUCCUGAGGGAAACGGACCCUUGAUUUGUAAAUUGAGACGCGGUCAGGAGUUGAAGAUGACGUGUAUUGCGAAGAAGGGCAUUGCGAAGGAACAUGCGAAGUGGAUGCCUACGUCGGCGAUUGGGUUUGAAUACGAUCCGCAUAACAAUUUGAGACAUGUGGAUUACUGGUAUGAGGAGGAUGCGGCGAAGGAAUGGCCCGUCUCAGCCAACGCAGGAUGGGAACAGCCCGUUCCCCCAGACCAACCAUUCGACUACGACGCCCAGCCCAACAGCUUCUACAUUGACGUAGAGAGCAUCGGCACCCUAGAGCCGGACAUGAUCAUCCAGCAAGGAAUCACAGUGUUGCAACGGAAACUCGCCUCCGUGAUCUCCUCGUUAUCAGGCACCGAAGGCGCAGACCGCAAUGGCGUCAUGGGCGGCGACGAUGAAGAUAUGAUGGGUGUGCGCAGUCCGGAUGCCUACGAACCCCCCGAGGGUAUGGACGGUGGCUUCACGGCGUAUGCGAACGGUGGUGGCGCUAGCGCAUGGGGUCCUAGUGCUACGACGCCGUAUGGAGUUACGCCGUAUGGGGGUGGAUAUGGGUUCUAAGGUGGACUCGGUCGUCGCAUCUUACCUUCUCACCUGGCAAGGAAAGAAGAGGGGCGAUGCUUCUACCUUUUCUCCCAUUUCUGAAUUCACCAUGAAAAAACUGGGGAAAUACAAAAA
Molecule: messenger RNA, 1214 nt
Organism: Aspergillus neoniger CBS 115656
Lineage: Eukaryota; Fungi; Ascomycota; Eurotiomycetes; Eurotiales; Aspergillaceae
Product: DNA-directed RNA polymerase II core subunit RPB3
Exons: 3
Coding region: 81-1097 (338 amino acids)
Biological process (GO): DNA-templated transcription
Cellular component (GO): RNA polymerase II, core complex
Molecular function (GO): protein dimerization activity; DNA-directed RNA polymerase activity; DNA binding
Source: RefSeq, a predicted model, not a curated record